Messenger RNA from Triticum turgidum subsp. durum (durum wheat), 1047 nucleotides. NCBI's taxonomy places the organism in Eukaryota, Viridiplantae, Streptophyta, Magnoliopsida, Poales, Poaceae. The record is from the annotation of a GenBank genome assembly.
AUGGCGGUCAGAGUUCCGUCCAUGGAGCUGAACCGCUCCCCGCCGCUCCUCUCCGGCGGCAGAGCUACCUUUGAAGGCAAAACAUGCCUUCAGAAGCCUUUCAUUGUCCAAGCAAAGAGAUCAGGUGGAUUGGAGAAAGCAAAUACUAGGUCACGAGGACCGCAAGCUUCUGAAAAACUCAAGAAAAGAGAACCCCUGACUCGUGGGACUGUUAGUGCGCCUCUUCCGGUACCAGGACACAUACCUCGACCUCCUUACGUUGGAUCAAACAAAAUGCCCGAGAUAUCGAGUGAGAGACAAAUGCAGGACAAAGACACCAUCGUGCACAUGAAAGCUGCAUGUGAGCUUGCUGCUCGUGUUCUUCAAAAUGCAGGGAAAUUAGUCAAACCCUCUGUAACAACAGACGAAAUUGAUAAAGCAGUGCACAAGAUGAUCAUUGAUGCUGGAGCCUAUCCAUCCCCGCUUGGAUACGGUGGGUUUCCAAAAAGUGUAUGCACAUCAGUGAACGAAUGCAUGUGCCAUGGUAUUCCUGAUUCACGAGAACUAAAGGAUGGAGACAUAAUUAACAUCGAUGUCACUGUCUACUUGAACGGUUUUCAUGGGGAUACCUCUAAAACGUUUUUCUGUGGAGAAGUUGACGAAGCUGCUAAAAGACUUGUGAAGGUUACUGAAGAGUGCAUGCUUAGGGGCAUAUCAUCCUGCAAACACGGUGUGAGCUUUAAGAAAAUCGGCAGAAGAAUAAGCGAGCAUGCUGAGAGGAAUGGAUUUGGUGUCGUGGAGCAAUUUGUUGGGCAUGGAGUUGGCAGAGUUUUUCAUUCACAACCAAUUAUAUAUCACCAGCGCAACAACAUGCCAGGGCAGAUGGUUGAAGGCCAGACGUUCACAAUAGAGCCGAUCCUGACCAUGGGAAGCAACAGCAACAGCAUCGAGUGCGACAUGUGGGAGGACGGCUGGACGGCGGUGACGACGGACGGCAGCCUGGCGGCGCAGUUCGAGCACACCAUCCUCAUCACCAGGACCGGCGCAGAGAUCCUAACCAAAUGCUAG